Messenger RNA from Arvicola amphibius (Eurasian water vole), 741 nucleotides. It is a transcript of the gene Cmtm5, whose product is annotated as CKLF like MARVEL transmembrane domain containing 5. The record is from RefSeq and is a predicted model, not a curated record. Gene Ontology annotation, cellular component: membrane. Bases 1 to 741 code for a protein of 246 amino acids. Lineage: Eukaryota; Metazoa; Chordata; Mammalia; Rodentia; Cricetidae. The transcript is spliced from 4 exons.
AUGUUCAAUGCUUGGGAUUGCCGGGAGCGGCCCCCAGAGGAAGGAGCAGCUGCAGGGCUCCAGGGCUUCGGUGUGGACAAGAACUUCCUGUCUUCCCUCAAAGGCAUCCUGCUGGAAACUGAGCUGGCCCUGACCUUCAUCAUCUUCAUUUGCUUCACGGCCUCCAUCUCGGCCUACAUGGCGGCAGCGUUGCUGGAGUUCUUCAUCACGCUCGCCUUCCUCUUCCUCUACGCCACCCAGUACUACCAGCGCUUCGAUAGACUUAACUGGCCUUGUCUGGACUUCCUCCGCUGCGUCAGCGCCAUCAUCAUCUUUCUGGUGGUCUCCUUUGCUGCUGUGACCUCGAGGGAGGGGGCUGCCAUUGCUGCUUUUGUUUUUGGCAUAAUCUUGGUUUCUGUGUUUGCCUAUGAUGCAUUCAAGAUCUACCGAACUGAGCUGAUGCCUAGGACAACCGAGGGUGAGUGUCUAUGCCCGGCAAGAGGAGAUGCUGCUAUCUCUGCCCCAGAUACUGUAGUCAUAUAUGGCUUCCCUGCCUGGCUACAUCUCCACAGGGGCCCAGCAGUGAUUCCAGGGUUACCUGGCUCGCACGACCAGACACAGGAACCACGGAGCUCAGACUCGUCAUCUUUGGAUUCACUGAACCUCCCAAGUGCCCAUCAUCUACUCUAUGUCUAUAGAGACGUGUGCUUGAGGAGUCCCAGGGGACCUGUGGAAAGUGACGGAGUUGUGGGGCUGGAGUAG